Molecule: messenger RNA, 3456 nt
Organism: Trametes versicolor FP-101664 SS1
Lineage: Eukaryota; Fungi; Basidiomycota; Agaricomycetes; Polyporales; Polyporaceae
Product: Creatinase/aminopeptidase
Exons: 11
Coding region: 34-1656 (540 amino acids)
Molecular function (GO): metalloaminopeptidase activity; manganese ion binding
Source: RefSeq, a predicted model, not a curated record
GCGUAAUCGAGCUCUUGUAUCUAUUCAAUCAAGAUGGCCAGCAAAUCAUAUCCUGCCCAGCAGCACGCGAUUAAGACCUUCACAAAGCUAGUCGAGCUGCUGCCCGCGGUGGAACAGAAUAAGCCGCAGAUUGUUCUUCUUGCAGGAGCAGUCACACCGUUCCGCAAUGAUACGGAUCGCGAGAUGCCGUUCAGGCAGGAAUCGAACUUCUUCUAUCUGUCAGGAUGUCGCGUCCCAGCGUCCUACCUGCUAUUAGCGUACCAGAACGGCACAUCGCUCAGCAACCAGCCCUCUUCCCACCUCUUCAUUCCAAAGGCUGAGCUCGCAGACAUCAUGUGGUCCGUCCUGCCACCCUCCCUAGAGGAAGCCACCGCGACGCAUGAUGUCACACGUAUCGACCACCCCGCCGCCCUGGCAGACUCAAUCCAAGAGCUGAUCAAGGCGUUCCCUGGCGCAUUGGUCCACACCCUUCCCUCAUCUCCCCUGUUCCCAAUCAUUCCCUCGCAAUACACCGCUGCAUUCCUCGCUGGAGACGUGAAAGUCACGGAGGAUUACCUCCUCGCGGCAUUGCACCGCGCCCGUUUGGUCAAGGACGCGGAAGAGAUCGCGCUGAUCAGACGGGCCAACGAGAUCAGCUCUCGCGCCCACGAAGUCGUCAUGCGCGUGCUCGGCCAAGGCGUGAGGGGACUCAUCAAGCGUGGAAAGGGCGCCGGCACCGACCGGCCGCUUCUCCCGGGAGAAUGGCUGGUCCAGAAGGAGGCCGAAGCUGAAGCGCUUUUCGUGGCUUCCUGCCGUCGAGAGGGGGCUGAACAUCAGGCUUACCUCCCGAUCGUAGCUGCCUCAACGCGUGCGUCGACGUUGCACUAUUGUUGUAACGACCGCGAGUUCGCUUGGGGCCCUGUAGGCCCGCAGGACCACCAGAACUGCAACGAGUUCGCACACGACCACCAACGGGACCUUCACCCUCAAGUACUGUUGAUAGAUGCCGGCUGCGAAUGGAAGUGCUAUGCUGCUGAUAUCACUCGUACUAUGCCUGUGGGCAACGGUGGUAAAUUCACCCCCGAGGCGCGCGCUAUCUACGAGCUCGUUCUCGAGAUGCAGCGGCUUUCCUUCGAGGCUCUCAAGCCUGGUCUUCAUUGGGACACGAUCCAGCUCAUCUGCCACCGUACGCUCGUGCGCGGCUUCCAGAAGCUGGGGAUCUUCAAGUCGUCUACGUCUCCUAACUCCGGUUCUUGGAACUCUGAGGAGGCGAUCCUUGCCAGCGGGGUUGGCGCGGCAUUCUUCCCGCACGGCGUGGGGCACUCACUCGGCAUGGAUGUACACGAUGUCCCGAGCGCGAGCAAGCCCGUGCAGAACGAGACGAUCAAUGGUAUCCCGCUCGGCCACGAGUCGUUCUACACGUACCUCCGGCUGCGACUCCCGCUCGAGGAGGGCAUGGUUGUGACGGUGGAGCCGGGUUGCUACUUCUCCCCCCACCUCAUUGCGCCCGUCCGGGACUCGAAGCACAUCGACCAAGAGGUCUUGAAACGAUACGAGAGCGUCGGUGGGGUUCGCAUCGAAGACGUUGUGCUUAUCACCAAGGAUGGCUACGAGAAUCUAACCACCGUCCGGAGCGACACUGAGUGGGUGGAGAAGGUUUGCUCUGGGGAGAUCUGAACAGCUCGAAGCUAGCGUUCAAGCUUGUACUACUAAGGGAGCAGUUUGUAUACGUGUAUAGUGCACUUUGUACCUAUCAACCUGAAUAACACCUGUAUCGCUUUGCGGAUGUAUACACCUAUCCAGUUUUCGCCUUCAGAUGCUUCCACAGCGUCAUGAACAUGACGCUCCCAAUGCCCACGAGCGCGACCUGCAUCCCCACAUAACUCAGCAUCCCCACCUUCACGCCCGCGCCACCCCACACCGCACCCGUCACGCGCCCCGAGUAGUUGCUGUACUGGAUCGCGAGGCUGAUGCGCCCGUUCCACUCCCCAGGCAGCUGCUUCGACAACAAACUGAGCGUGACCGUGCUCGCGACGUUGAACCCGAGCGCGACGAGGAACCAGCAGAUGAACAGGCUCCCGUAGUUGACCUGGUCCGCGCCGAGGAUCGCGAGCGCGAUGAUGAGCCCCGCGAGCCCCGUCCCGACGCCCAUCGCGAGCGUGUGGCGGUCCUGCACGCGCCGCGCGACGUGCAGAUUCAAAAGCAGGAAAGGGAUCGUGCACGCGCCCCCAAGCGCGAUCAGGUUCCCCGCCGCGAACGGGCUGAAGUGGAACGGGUUGGAGCGAAGGCGCGAGCUCGUGAAGACGGGGAUGUUUGCCUCCCACGCGCCGAGGAUGAAGAAGCACGUCAUCGCGAACCAGCACAUCGUCGCCGCGGCGCCCCAUUGGCCCCAUGUCAUCUUGUGCGCGGGCGGGGAUACAGGGGAAGGCGGCGGCUGGGGUGCGUCGGCGGGCGCGACGGCAGAGGUGGUGAUCCGCGUCGGCUCGUCUUCGUCUGCCUUGUCCUCGUCUGUGGAGACUGUGCUGCCCUGUGCAGGGAUGGGCUGAAGCGCUAUGCUCUGUGGCGUGCGGGGGACGUCUUCGAACACCACGGUUACGACAACCCAGAACACAGCCCAGAUGACUGCCAUGAUCCACGUGGGGCUAGUGAAUCCGUUGAAGACCGCAUUGUUAAAGCCGAUCUUAAACAGAAGUCCUCCAGCGAACGGCCCUAGGCUAAAUCCAAUCCCCUGGCCAAGGACGAGCCACCCAGCAAGUGUAGUCCGGCGGCGAACGCCGACAAUUCUUGAGUCCGAGCAGAACCGCUUGCAGUACAUCCAGAAGGUGAAUGCAAAACCCGUAACGAUGCGCCCGAUGAGAAUCAGGUACAGCCAAUUAGCACGGUAUGCCAGUCCGUAGAGGAUGUUUCCGAGGCAGGCCGCCCCGCAUGCGAAAUGGAGGGGGCGUUUGUAGCCACCUUGGUCGAGGCGCAUCAAAGGAAUCAAAGCAAGACCUGAGAACACGGUCGGAAUGCCGAUGACAAGUCCGGAGAACGUCGACGUUCCUCCAAGGUGCUGCGCGUACUCGUUGGAUGAUGAUACGAUGCUAAAGAAGGUGAGCUGGAGAAGUACGUUGGCUACAAGAAUGAUGACAAGGGAGGCCAUCUUGGGCAACCUCAAGUCAUCGUCGACGUGGGUCUGACCAUUCUCGUUUGCCUCAGAGACAACGUCCUGUGGUACGACCGCCGAUGCGUGCUCUGAGACGCCCCGAGAAGAUUGCGGCUUGCGAUGCUCCAAGAGUCCCAGGACAGUCGAAGGAAGCCUAAGUGCCGGCAUGUUUAACUCUCUCCGUUGAACAGACUGCCAGCGGGUACUUUAAGAACCUGAGUAGAUGAGUGGCGGUCGGUCGACUGCUUGUCGUGUCACAGGUGGUGCGUCCGAGCCUUUUGACUCUGAUCGCGCGAUUUGCAAACCAGCUGACGCUUGUACAGCAGAGACAC